UGCUGACGUUUGAGUUAAUUUAACAUUAGGUUAACUCAAGCUCAAUGGAUCAAGUAUCAUCGUUACCAAGCUCUUUCGAGCAGAUGAGCUAUGAAAGAAAAGUCCAACAACUGUUGGAAGACCAGCGGAAGGAACUGGAGAAGAAGUUUGCUGUGGACCUUGAUGCGAAGCAACAAGGCUUGGAGACGCAACAGACUUCAACUCCAGACGAGAGUGAGCCGUUUGACUUGGCAAAUUAUCGAUAAGGACGCUGUAAUCCAUGGUCUCCAGCAGGUGCGGCGCGAUAAGGACGCUGUAGUCCCUGGUCUCCGGCAGAAGCAGUCCGAUAAGGACGCUGUAAUCCAUGGUCUCCGGCAGGAGCAGUCCGAUAAGGACGCUGUAAUCCAUGGUCUCCGGCAGGAGCAGUCCGAUAAGGACGCUGUAAUCCAUGGUCUCCGGCAGGAGCAGUCCGAUAAGGACGCUGUAAUCCAUGGUCUCCAGCAGGAGCGGCGCGAUAAGGACGCUGUAAUCCAUGGUCUCCGGCAGGAGCAGUCCGAUAAGGACGCUGUAAUCCAUGGUCUCCAGCAGGAGCGGCGCGAUAAGGACGCUGUAAUCCUUGGUCUCCACCAGGAGCAGCACGAUAAGGACCUUGAUGCGAAGCAACAAGGCUUGGAGACGCAACAGAUUCAACUCCAGACGAGAGUGAGCCGUUUGACUUGGCAAAUUAUCGAUAAGGACGCUGUAAUCCAUGGUCUCCAGCAGGUGCGGCGCGAUAAGGACGCUGUAGUCCCUGGUCUCCGGCAGAAGCAGUCCGAUAAGGACGCUGUAAUCCAUGGUCUCCGGCAGGAGCAGUCCGAUAAGGACGCUGUAAUCCAUGGUCUCCGGCAGGAGCAGUCCGAUAAGGACGCUGUAAUCCAUGGUCUCCGGCAGGAGCAGUCCGAUAAGGACGCUGUAAUCCAUGGUCUCCAGCAGGAGCGGCGCGAUAAGGACGCUGUAAUCCAUGGUCUCCGGCAGGAGCAGUCCGAUAAGGACGCUGUAAUCCAUGGUCUCCAGCAGGAGCGGCGCGAUAAGGACGCUGUACUCCUUGGUCUCCACCAGGAGCAGCACGAUAAGGACCUUGAUGCGAAGCAACAAGGCUUGGAGACGCAACAGAUUCAACUCCAGACGAGAGUGAGCCGUUUGACUUGGCAAAUUAUCGAUAAGGACGCUGUAAUCCAUGGUCUCCAGCAGGUGCGGCGCGAUAAGGACGCUGUAGUCCCUGGUCUCCGGCAGAAGCAGUCCGAUAAGGACGCUGUAAUCCAUGGUCUCCGGCAGGAGCAGUCCGAUAAGGACGCUGUAAUCCAUGGUCUCCGGCAGGAGCAGUCCGAUAAGGACGCUGUAAUCCAUGGUCUCCGGCAGGAGCAGUCCGAUAAGGACGCUGUAAUCCAUGGUCUCCAGCAGGAGCGGCGCGAUAAGGACGCUGUAAUCCAUGGUCUCCGGCAGGAGCAGUCCGAUAAGGACGCUGUAAUCCAUGGUCUCCAGCAGGAGCGGCGCGAUAAGGACGCUGUAAUCCUUGGUCUCCACCAGGAGCAGCACGAUAAGGACCUUGAUGCGAAGCAACAAGGCUUGGAGACGCAACAGAUUCAACUCCAGACGAGAGUGAGCCGUUUGACUUGGCAAAUUAUCGAUAAGGACGCUGUAAUCCAUGGUCUCCAGCAGGUGCGGCGCGAUAAGGACGCUGUAGUCCCUGGUCUCCGGCAGAAGCAGUCCGAUAAGGACGCUGUAAUCCAUGGUCUCCGGCAGGAGCAGUCCGAUAAGGACGCUGUAAUCCAUGGUCUCCGGCAGGAGCAGUCCGAUAAGGACGCUGUAAUCCAUGGUCUCCGGCAGGAGCAGUCCGAUAAGGACGCUGUAAUCCAUGGUCUCCAGCAGGAGCGGCGCGAUAAGGACGCUGUAAUCCAUGGUCUCCGGCAGGAGCAGUCCGAUAAGGACGCUGUAAUCCUUGGUCUCCACCAGGAGCAGCACGAUAAGGACGCUGUAGUCCUUGGUCUCAACCUGGAGAAGGAGAGUCUCAACCUAAAGCUCACAGAGACCAGAACCAACCUGUUGAGGACGGCAGAUGUACUCCGACAGAGCGAAGAAGCCUGGCAGGCCAAAUACAAGGCUCUGGAGGACAAGUACACAAAGGUCCUUACAGAGAAAGACCAGACCUUGAAGAACAAAGUUGAACAGAUGGAGAAUGUCAACAAGGACCUGAAGGACAAGGAACGGAUCUGGAAGACUAAGGUCAGUCAGUUGCAGGACGUCAACAAAGACCUGAUGGAAAGCAAACAGAGACUGAAUACCACAGUCCAACACAUGGAGGUUGAGAAGAAGCUUCUGGAAGACAUCUGCCUGAAAAUGAAGAAGAAGAUGAGAGGAGUCUUUUCUUGUUGGAGGACUGAGGAUCGAGAGACAACAUUGCAAAAGAUGAAAAGCAAAAUGUUGAAAAAGACGAAAAAGGAAGUCACGGAGCAUGAAGCUGUGGUGAUACAGGAAGAGACGGAGCAGGAAGCUGUGGUGAUACAGGAAGAGACGGAGCAGGAAGCUGUGGUGAUACAGGAAGCACAGCAGGAAGAGGUACUGGGAGAAAAGGAGGUGGAGAAGAAGAAGAAAAAGAAGACGACUGUGACAAUUGAUCUCACGUUGGAGAAGACGGAGCAGGAAGCUGUGGUGAUACAGGAAGAGACGGAGCAGGAAGCUGUGGUGAUACAGGAAGCACAGCAGGAAGAGGUACUGGGAGAAAAGGAGGUGGAGAAGAAGAAGAAAAAGAAGACGACUGUGACAAUUGAUCUCACGUUGGAGAAGACUGCGGUGAAACAGGAAGAGACGGAGCAGGAAGCUGUGGUGAUACAGGAAGCACAGCAGGAAGAGGUACUGGGAAAAAAGGAGGUGGAGAAGAAGAAGAAAAAGAAGACGACUGUGACAAUUGAUCUCACGUUGGAGAAGACGGAGCAUGAAGCUGUGGUGAUACAGGAAGAGACGGAGCAGGAAGCUGUGGUGAUACAGGAAGAGACGGAGCAGGAAGCUGUGGUGAUACAGGAAGCACAGCAGGAAGAGGUACUGGGAGAAAAGGAGGUGGAGAAGAAGAAGAAAAAGAAGACGACUGUGACAAUUGAUCUCACGUUGGAGAAGACGGAGCAGGAAGCUGUGGUGAUACAGGAAGAGACGGAGCAGGAAGCUGUGGUGAUACAGGAAGAGACGGAGCAGGAAGCUGUGGUGAUACAGGAAGCACAGCAGGAAGAGGUACUGGGAGAAAAGGAGGUGGAGAAGAAGAAGAAAAAGAAGACGACUGUGACAAUUGAUCUCACGUUGGAGAAGACGGAGCAUGAAGCUGUGGUGAUACAGGAAGAGACGGAGCAGGAAGCUGUGGUGAUACAGGAAGAGACGGAGCAGGAAGCUGUGGCUGAUACAGGAAGCACAGCAGGAAGAGGUACUGGGAGAAAAGGAGGUGGAGAAGAAGAAGAAAAAGAAGACGACUGUGACAAUUUGAUCUCACGUUGGAGAAGACAAGAGAUGGAGCAUGAAGCUGUGGUGAAACAGGAAGAGACGGAGCAGGAAGCUGUGGUGAUACAGGAAGAGACGGAGCAGGAAGCUGUGGUGAUACAGGAAGAGACGGAGCAGGAAGCUGUGGUGAUACAGGAAGCACAGCAGGAAGAGGUACUGGGAAAAAAGGAGGUGGAGAAGAAGAAGAAAAAGAAGACGACUGUGACAAUUGAUCUCACGUUGGAGAAGACAGAGAAGGAAGCUGUGGUGAUACAGGAAGAGACGGAGCAGGAAGCUGUGGUGAUACAGGAAGAGACGGAGCAGGAAGCUGUGGUGAUACAGGAAGCACAGCAGGAAGAGGUACUGGGAGAAAAGGAGGUGGAGAAGAAGAAGAAAAAGAAGACGACUGUGACAAUUGAUCUCACGUUGGAGAAGAGGGAGCAUGAAGCUGUGGUGAAACAGGAAGCACAGCAGGAAGAGGUAGUGGGAGAAAAGGAGGUGGAGAAGAAGAAGAAAAAGAAGACGACUGUGACAAUUGAGCUCACGUUGGAGAAGAGUAGCUCCCUCUUCCAACCCCCUUCACCUCCCUCCUCAUCUACCUCACCUUCCUGUCUCAACCGCCCCCUCACCCCCAUCACCCAUCAUCAUUAAGAAAACUUCAAUCUAUCAUAUUUCACUAAGGGGUUUCUCCUGGUGUUCAGGUUUCUCCAACAAAAUAUAUAUUAAAAUAAA
Sebastes umbrosus (honeycomb rockfish) is the source of this 4212-nucleotide messenger RNA. RefSeq names its product myosin-4-like. The record is from RefSeq and is a predicted model, not a curated record. Lineage: Eukaryota; Metazoa; Chordata; Actinopteri; Perciformes; Sebastidae. Bases 91 to 4131 code for a protein of 1346 amino acids. The transcript has 16 exons.